Messenger RNA from Hypanus sabinus (Atlantic stingray), 3774 nucleotides. It is a transcript of the gene haspin, whose product is annotated as histone H3 associated protein kinase. The record is from RefSeq and is a predicted model, not a curated record. Gene Ontology annotation, cellular component: nucleus; cytoplasm. Bases 22 to 3321 code for a protein of 1099 amino acids. NCBI's taxonomy places the organism in Eukaryota, Metazoa, Chordata, Chondrichthyes, Myliobatiformes, Dasyatidae. The transcript has 15 exons. Gene Ontology annotation, biological process: intracellular signal transduction; mitotic cell cycle; protein phosphorylation. Gene Ontology annotation, molecular function: histone H3T3 kinase activity; ATP binding.
UCGCCGGUCCCCCGCGGCACGAUGGUGAGGAAGCGGUCGCAAGGCGUGGUGCGGACCUACGGGAAAUACGGCACCCGGACGGUGAACGGUGCCAAGUGGCUGAGUCCAGACGUGGGCUCCAAGCACCUCUUCUCGUCGUCGGAGUCCGCGAACGCGUCCUCUUCGCUGUCUCCGAACACGGACACCAGCGACGAGUCCUUUGUCGUCGGCAGGAAAAGACUGCGAGGAGGAGUAUUGCGUAGCUUUUCAAAAGGCAAAGUGUUGAGAAAAAAUGUUAAAAAGCAACAAAACACUGAAAGCCAAAAGAGGAAAAGUUAUCUCCUCCGACAGAGAAGGGCUUUGCGAUAUAAGGAUCAUAGCACUACUUCCAUAGAAGGCGAAAGUCAAGAAGACAGUAUAUUUAUGGAGGAGAAAGAAAACCAUUUUCCUCAUGUUACCAGGCACAAAGAACGAAUCCCAACAAUGCCACAGUCCAAAUUUGUCACUUAUCGCCGGAAACUACGGAACCACAAAAUUGAGUCAAAUCAAGUUAGAAAUAGCCAGCUUCAGAUGAGGAAAAAGGGUUUCAUUAGAAGAUCAGGUCAAUCUACCGAGUCAUCACUUUGCUGUGAUAAGACGAAAGUGUCGAAUCCCAGCUUCGUAAAAAAGCUCAACAGACUUCCGUUGCAAACCAGCACACCCUCUUGUACUCAGAAAGUGAAAAUGAAGAAGCCAUCAAGAUGCUUAAUUUCUGUUGAUAGUGAAAAUGAGGAGGAUUACGCGUGGAAAAGCAGUGUUGAGCCUUGUACUGUUGAAACGACUGACCUCCCUAGUGUGGUGGAAAUUUGCUGCUUCAGACAGAGUAAUUCAUUAUGUAAGGAGCUUGUCUCUACAGAAUUUUCAAAUUAUUCAGAAUUCCUUAGACUGUCUCGUAAAAAGCUGGAAGCUACUUGUGGUUUUGAAACUGACCAUAAACCUGUGGCUUCAGUAGAAGAUUUUGAACAUGUAAAUCCAGUAACUUCUCAUCCAUUUCAAGUUCAGAACGAUGGUCGACAUCAAACUUCACACAGGUCGUUUUACAGUAAAGAAUUAUUUUCUGAUGACCCUGAAGAAUCUCAGAUAUCUCCCAAGGUUGGCUUAAUUCAUGAAACAAAUGAUCUGAAAGUACUUGUCAAACACCCUUCGGCAAAGUCUGGAUUAAUUAACUCUGCCUUAAAUCUCAAUUUAGUAAAUAAACAGGAACACUGUGAAUGUGAAAACAGGGAUUCCAAUUUGAACUUCCAGCCUGUAGUAAAAUUAGAUAAGUUUUCAGUAGAAAACUACUUGCAUAAUCAAAGCUCAUUGACCACUGAGCAUGGUUUUUCUAAAGCAAGCUCUUCCCAAAGAGGUGCUGAAAAGAAACAGCAGAUUAUUAAUAAUCUGCAUGUAAAACUCACACCCCAAAAAUGUUUGGUAAAAUCAUCUGAAAGCCUUGUUUGGAAGCCUAUUGUGUUACUCCGCCAUCUUGAACUACAGCAGCACCUGCCACAAAAGAGAAGUUCAAGAAAUUCACUAUGUGUAUCUGAUGUUGAUUUUGAUAAAUAUAAAUACUGUUGUGAAACGUUAGGUAAAGAAUACGCGUAUCGAGAUAGCAGCUAUGUAAAUUCACAUCCAUCUGCAGUACAUCUGAAUUUGCAAACUGAUUGGUUAGGUGCGGAAUCAGUUCAAGGCAAGUCUCUUAAAGGGUCUGUAAUUGACAAUAAUGUUCUUCAAAAUAUUGGAAGGCAAAACAACAAAACACUUUCAAAGGGAAAUUAUUGCCAGAUGAAAACAAAGAGGCUAUCUAGCCAAAAUAAUCUUACGAGUAGCUCCAGUAUACUGGGUGAGCAGAAUACUUUCACUAAAUCAAUACAUCAAAAAAGGUCAAGUCCUAUUUCAACAACAGUGAAAUGUCAAGAGAAAUCCUCACUGGAUGCACUUAAGCCUACACUUCUGCCAGCAGCAGAGAAAAAGAACUUGAAAUCAUCAUUUAUGAAUUCAUCAGUUUCUACACCCUUGGGCUCUCGUAAUUGGUCAAAGUUCAAGGCAGCUCAUUCACUUCACAAAAGAAAGCAAGUUAUUACGCCUGUGAAAUUAAACCAAAGCAUUCUGGAACUUGCAUGUGCCUCACAAAGAGCAAAGAGCAGCAAUCAAAGUAAUUUGAUUGCACCCCAGCGUACAUUUGUUUCAAUGGAAAACUUAACUCCAACUUCAACUUGUAGCAGCACAAAAAGAUCUAAGUUAUUUGAAAGUUCAGAAGUGGAAAAAUUGUCAUCUGCAUUACUUCUAUCAGUAAUUCAAUCAGAUGAAGAGAGAGUGUACAAUGAAUGUCAUCAAAAUGGACCAAUUACUUUUAAAGAAUGCAUUCCAUUAUCCAAACUCGGGAAGUGUGAAAAAGUCGGAGAGGGAGUCUAUGGAGAAGUUUUUCAGACAAAAAAUAAUGGAAAUGAUGUGGUCUUCAAGAUAAUACCUAUUGAAGGCAAGAAAUAUGUGAAUGGUGAACCACAGAAGAGGUUUGCAGAGAUUCUUCCUGAAAUAAUCAUUUCCAAGAAACUGAGUCAACUGAAUAAAGGAAGUGAAAAUUCCACUGUUGGAUUUAUUUCUCUGUAUUCCGUGCAUUGUGUCAAAGAUUCUUACCCUCCAGAGCUACUUAAAGCUUGGGAUAAGUAUAAUCAAAUCAAGACUUCAGAGAAUGAUCGCCCAGAUGAAUUGCAGAAUGACCAACUUUACAUUAUUUUUGAAUUUGAAUAUGGCGGAUGUGAUCUAGAAAGUAUGAGAACAAAGGUACCUUCCCUUGAAGAAGCAAGAAGUAUACUACAUCAAGUAACUGCAUCCUUGGCUGUAGCUGAAACAACUUUAAAUUUUGAGCACAGAGACUUGCACUGGGGUAAUGUUCUUAUCAGGAAAACCAGCACCAAAGAAGUUGAAUACAGGUUGUGUGGGAAGACUUUCAAUGUUAACACCCAUGGAUAUGUAGCUCAUAUAAUUGAUUAUACCCUAUCAAGAAUGGGCAAAGAUGUUGUGUACUUCUGUGAUCUUUCUGCUGAUGAUAGUUUCUUCCAUGGUCAAGGAGAUUACCAGUUUGAUAUAUACAGAAAAAUGAAGGAAGAAAAUCUUAACAAUUGGGCAGACUACAAUCCACAUACAAAUGUGUUAUGGUUGCAUUACCUAGCUGACAAAAUGUUGCACAUGCGUUACAAGAGAACAGCCUCCAAGACUCUCAAAAUGCUUAAAGGAAUGUUUCAAGAGUUCAUGAAGGAAUCUCUGGAUUAUAAGAGUGCUGUAGAUUUACUUCAAUCCAGUCAACUCUUUCAACAAAACUAAAAUAUAUUGACUUUAAAUGUAGUAAUGUAAAUAAACUUGCAUAACUAAUAAAGCUUUUAAGAAUAUUGUAAAAUAUGUACUGUAUUGUCCAAAUAAAUUUGCAUUGUAAAGUAAAAACAAAGUGCUGUUGAUACUCUGGUUGGAUAAUUUCUGUAUUGAAAGGGCUGAUGUAUCUAGUUUGUAUUUAGUAUUUGGUUCUGAAGAAAGUAGUCAUCUGGGUUGUUAAACCUUUAACUUUAUUGCACUCUGUACAUACAACUGACUUGAAUGUCUCCAGCACUUUCUGUUUUUAUUUCUGAUUUUGUCAGUUUUUUUGUUCAGUAUUUAUGUAAAAGCUGUCACGCAGUCUCAGAUUAAUCUGAUCUUUAAGACUUGUUGCCAAAAUGAAAUUCCAUUCUGAAUCAUUUGUUAUUGACCAACAAGUAAUGAAAUAUAACCUUUCAUCACUGAGUU